AAACAAUAAUUCUCCUACUAUUUACUUCUUCGUGUCACAUUUGCAGAGCUUCGAUAAUGUCGUUAAUGGCGUUAAUAAUUCGUCGGAAAAUUCAUCUACAUGGGCUGGCACAAAACCACAUCUUCAUACACAGGAAAGCUUUAUCGUCAAUAACGGAAAAGAAAAUCCAAUGUAUAGAGAAAAUUCUAAUUGCUAACAGAGGAGAGAUCGCUUGCAGAAUCAUGAGAACUUCGAAGAGAUUAGGUAUACGAACUGUCGCAGUUUACAGCGAUGCAGAUAAAGAUAGUCUUCACGUUAAAUCUGCAGAUGAAGCUGUUCGACUCGGGCCACCUCCUGCUCGAUUGAGCUAUUUGAAUGCUUCGGCUAUCAUUGAAGCUGCGAUUCGUACUGGUGCGCAGGCUAUCCACCCAGGCUAUGGCUUUAUGUCAGAAAGUGCUGAGUUUGCUCAACUAUGUGAAGCUGAGGGGCUUACAUUUAUUGGACCUUCCGCAUCUGCAAUAAGAGACAUGGGUGAUAAAAGUGCAUCGAAAAGGAUAAUGGGUGCAGCAGGGGUGCCAAUUGUUCCUGGAUAUCAUGGCAAUCAGCAAGAUAUUGACAUUAUGAAGUUGGAAGCAGAAAAGAUUGGAUAUCCUCUCUUGAUAAAGCCAACCCACGGGGGUGGAGGAAAGGGUAUGAGGAUUGUGCAAAGUCAAGAUGAGUUUGUUGAAUCCUUCUUGGGUGCACAACGUGAGGCUGCUGCUUCUUUUGGCGUUAGUACCAUUUUACUGGAGAAAUAUAUCACUCGACCAAGACAUAUAGAAGUCCAGAUUUUUGGAGAUAAACAUGGUAAUGUUGUACAUUUAUAUGAAAGAGAUUGCAGUGUUCAGAGAAGACACCAGAAAAUAAUUGAAGAAGCACCAGCACCAGAUAUUGCUAAUGAAUUUCGCUCCCACUUGGGUGAAGCUGCCGUUUCUGCGGCUAAGGCAGUUGAUUACCACAAUGCUGGCACUGUUGAGUUUAUAGUAGAUACAGACUCGGACAAAUUUUAUUUCAUGGAGAUGAAUACCCGUCUUCAGGUAGAGCACCCUGUGACUGAGAUGAUUGUAGGCCAAGAUCUUGUGGAGUGGCAGAUCCGUGUUGCAAAUGGAGAACCUCUUCCCUUGAGUCAGUCUCAGGUGCCCUUAAGAGGGCAUGCCUUUGAAGCUCGGAUAUAUGCUGAGAAUGUUCCAAAAGGAUUUCUCCCAGCAACAGGAAUCCUCCAUCAUUACCGUCCUGCCCCUGUUUCGCCAACAGUUCGAGUUGAGACCGGAGUUGAACAGGGAGAUGUUGUCAGCAUGCAUUAUGAUCCAAUGAUUGCUAAACUUGUGGUAUGGGGAGAAAGUCGGAAUGCUGCAUUGGUUAAGAUGAAAGAUUGCUUGUCAAAAUUUCAGGUCGCAGGCUUGCCAACCAAUAUCAAUUUCCUCCAAAAGCUUGCUAACCAUUGGGCAUUUGAAAAAGGUUUAGUUGAAACCCAUUUUAUAGAGCAUUUUAAAAGUGACCUUUUCAUUGAUCCAAAUGGUGCAAUGGUACAAAAGGAAGCAUAUAAUACUGCUAGAUUUGGUGCUGCCUUGGUUGCUGCUUGUGUUUGCAAAAAGGAGCACACUGCUUCAAAGGGAAGCCUUCCAGAGGGCAACAAUUUACUCUCAUUAUGGUAUGGUCAUCCACCUUUUAGGGUCCAUCACCCUGCAAGGCAUACAAUGGAACUUGAGUUAGACAAUGAAUAUGAUACCAGUGGGUCAAAGCUUUUGAAUCUUUCUAUCACUUAUUCGCCAGAAGGGAAUUAUUUUAUCGAGACAGAUGAUAGCAAUUUCCGUGGUUUAGAAAUCAAGGUCUUGCAACUAGGACAUCAUGAUUUCAGAGUAGAAGCCGACAGGUUAAGCAUGGACGUUUGUUUAGCUGUUUAUGCCAAGGGACGCACUAACCACAUUCAUAUAUGGCAUGGUAAGCAUCAUCAUUAUUUCAGACAGAGAAUAGGCAUUGGGCUGUCUAAUAAUGACGAAUCCGAGCAUAAGCCAAGUUUUGAGAUAGCAUCCCACCACCCUAAAGGGACUGUGGUGGCACCUAUGGCUGGUUUGGUGGUUAAGGUUUUGGUUAACGAUGGUGUGAAGGUGGAGGAAGGACAGCCUAUCUUAGUAUUGGAAGCAAUGAAGAUGGAGCAUGUUGUCAAGGCACCACGUGCUGGAAAUGUCCAUGGACUUCAGGUCACUAUUGGUCAGCAGGUCUUUGAUGGUGGUGUUCUAUUCAGUAUUAAGACUAGUGAGGAAGAUGGAAGGGUUGAGACAGCUGAGAAGGUCAAUGUUCAGGAGAGAGGCUUGGGUUCGCAGACAGCUGUUGGAAGUGUUAGUAACAAAGAUAUAUAUUUCAGAGCGGAUAAGAUAGCUUUGAAGAACUUGGAUUUGCAGCUGGAGAAGCACCUUAGCAGGGUUUGGUCAAAGGAGCAGCUGGCACCGAAGCCAAAGGAAGAGUGGGAAAUUGAUUUAUCUAAAUUGGAUAUAAGAUAUCUUGUAGCUCAUGGGACUUAUGGUACUGUCUACCGGGGUGUUUAUGAUGGCCAGGAUGUUGCUGUGAAGAUAUUGGAUUGGGGAUCGGAUCUUAUUGCCACAACAAAUGAAAUUGCUAGUCUUCGAGCAACGUUUCUACAAGAGGUUGCUGUGUGGCAUAAACUUGACCAUCUGAAUGUUACAAAGUUUGUUGGAGCUUCAAUGGGAACUUCAAAUCUUAAGAUUCCUUCGCAGAAUGCUUCAAGUGACUCUCAUAAUUCUCUUCCUUCUAGAGCUUGUUGUGUCGUUGUGGAGUAUCUUCCAGGAGGGACACUAAAGCAAUUUUUAAUAAGAAAUAGGCGAAAGAAACUUGCUCUUAAAAUCGUAAUUCAAAUUGCUUUAGACCUCUCUAGAGGUUUGAGCUACCUACAUUCCAAGAAGAUUGUACAUAGGGAUGUUAAGACCGAAAAUAUGUUGCUAGAUUCUGAUAGAACGCUAAAAAUCGCAGAUUUUGGUGUUGCUCGUGUUGAAGCUCAAAAUCCAAGAGACAUGACUACUGAAACCGGAACCCUUGGGUAUAUGGCCCCAGAGGUACUCGAUGGUAAACCUUAUAAUAGAAGAUGUGAUGUGUAUAGCUUUGGUAUAUGCUUGUGGGAGAUUUAUUGCUGUGACAUGCCAUAUGCCGAUCUUAGUUUUUCUGAAGUCUCAUCUGCCGUGGUUCAACAGAAUUUACGGCCAGAAAUCCCUAGAUGUUGCCCAAGCUCAUUGGCCAAUAUCAUGCGAAGAUGUUGGGAUGCAAAUGCAGAAAAACGCCCUGAAAUGAAUGAAGUGGUGAGACUGCUAGAAGCAAUUGAUACAAGCAAGGGAGGAGGCAUGAUACCUGAAGACCAGAAUCGUGGUUGUUUCUGCUUUAGCACUGCCCGUGGUCCUUAAUUCUCUUCUCUUUUUUCUCAUAUGUUGGUAGGUGAAGCAAUAGGGCAAUUGAUCAAUUCUCCUGAUGGUUUGCAUUGUCGUGAAAUAGCUUUUCACAAUCUCAAAUUGGUAGCUUGCCAAUUAGGCUCUCAUCAUCUUACCCAAAAAAAACAAAAAUUUAGGCUCUCAUUGUAUAUAUACAAUAAGAUUCUGUUGAUCAUCAACAUAUGAUCAUUAAACAAUGCCAAAAGGAAGCUGAUUCUGUUUUGGAACACUCUUUGGAUGGAAAGUGGUGAAUCUGAGCAUCGUUUGGAUGCAAAGUAAAAUGAAAGGGAAAUGAAGUGAAAUAAAUUUAAAAAGAGAAGGAAAAUUUUAUAAUCA
Macadamia integrifolia is the source of this 3791-nucleotide messenger RNA. RefSeq names its product methylcrotonoyl-CoA carboxylase subunit alpha, mitochondrial. The record is from RefSeq and is a predicted model, not a curated record. The transcript has 21 exons. The coding region runs from base 57 to 3431 and encodes 1124 amino acids. Gene Ontology annotation, biological process: protein phosphorylation. NCBI's taxonomy places the organism in Eukaryota, Viridiplantae, Streptophyta, Magnoliopsida, Proteales, Proteaceae. Gene Ontology annotation, cellular component: mitochondrion. Gene Ontology annotation, molecular function: protein kinase activity; methylcrotonoyl-CoA carboxylase activity; ATP binding.